Molecule: messenger RNA, 2005 nt
Organism: Durio zibethinus
Lineage: Eukaryota; Viridiplantae; Streptophyta; Magnoliopsida; Malvales; Malvaceae
Product: anthranilate synthase alpha subunit 1, chloroplastic
Biological process (GO): L-tryptophan biosynthetic process
Molecular function (GO): anthranilate synthase activity
Source: RefSeq, a predicted model, not a curated record
AAAAAUUCAAGGGAAGAAUCCAGGUUGGUUAUUGGCGACUGGAAGUUUCGGUUACCUCGAUGAGCUCGACAUUAACGAUGGCAAUGCAAAGUAGUAGCCUUGGAAUUUCUCACCGACUGGUUGCUUCAAGUCACCGGCUUUCUCAAGUUCCGGUCACCCCCCGCAUUUCUCCCGCUUCGAGUUGUUUCCAUAGUUCACUCAAAUGCAGGAACUCUCUUUCAAGCUCCUCACUUGUUACUAACGAAAGCAAGUUUGUGGAGGCUGCGAAAAAUGGAAACUUAGUGCCCCUUUACCGUUGCAUUUUCUCUGAUCAGCUGACUCCGGUGCUUGCAUACCGGUGUUUGGUUAAAGAAGAUGAUAGAGAGGCUCCGAGUUUUCUUUUUGAGUCAGUGCAGCCUGGUUAUCUGGUUUCUAGUGUUGGUCGUUAUAGUGUGGUUGGGGCUCAACCGACAAUGGAAAUUGUGGCGAAAGAAAACAAGGUUAUGGUUAUGGAUCAUGAGGAUGGUUGUUUGACUGAAGAGGUCGUUGAAGAUCCGAUGUUGAUUCCUAGGAGAAUCUCUGAGACUUGGAAACCCCAACUUAUUGAUGAUCUUCCUGAUGCAUUUUGCGGUGGAUGGGUUGGUUAUUUCUCCUAUGAUACAGUUCGCUAUGUGGAGAAGAGAAAGCUUCCAUUCUCAAAGGCCCCACCUGAUGAUAGAAAUCUCCCAGAUAUACAUCUAGGGCUCUACAAUGACGUGAUUGUAUUUGAUCAUGUGGAUAAGAAAGCAUAUGUAAUUCACUGGGUGAGGCUAGAUCGACACUCCUCUGUUGAAAAAGCUUAUAAUGAAGGAGUUGAACAUCUCGAGAAGUUGGUGGCUAGAGUGCAGAAUGUUGACCUGCCAAAGCUAUCUCCAGGCUUUGUAGAUUUACAAACUCAUCAUUUUGGCCCUUCUUUAAAGAAGUCAAAUAUGGCAAGCGAAGAGUUUAAGAAGGCUGUGCUACAGGCAAAAGAGCAUAUUCUAGCAGGGGAUAUUUUCCAGAUUGUAUUAAGUCAACGUUUUGAGCGGCGAACAUUUGCUGACCCCUUUGAAAUAUAUAGAGCUUUGAGAGUUGUGAAUCCAAGUCCAUAUAUGGCUUACUUGCAAGCUAGAGGAGGUAUUCUAGUUGCUUCAAGUCCAGAAAUUCUUACCAGGGUAAAGAAGAAUGAGGUUGUGAAUAGGCCAUUGGCAGGAACUACAAGGAGAGGAAAAACACCAGCUGAAGAUGAGAUAGCAGAGAAGCAAUUGCUAAGUAAUGAAAAGGAGUGUGCAGAACACAUCAUGCUUGUUGAUUUGGGACGCAAUGAUGUUGGAAAGGUCUGUAAAUAUGGUUCUGUAAAGGUGCAGAAGCUGAUGAAUAUUGAACGAUAUUCACAUGUAAUGCACAUAAGCUCCACGGUUACUGGUGAGUUGCAAGAUCAUCUCACUAGUUGGGAUGCCCUCCGAGCUGCACUUCCUGUUGGAACUGUUAGUGGAGCACCAAAGGUGAAGGCCAUGGAGCUAAUUGAUGAGUUAGAGGUGACAAGACGAGGCCCUUAUAGUGGAGGAUUCGGGGGCAUAUCCUUCACUGGCGAUAUGGAUAUUGCCCUGGCUCUCAGGACCAUGGUAUUCACUACAGGAACCCACUAUGACACAAUGUACUCGUACAGAGAUGCUGGCAGACGCCAAGAAUGGGUAGCUUAUCUUCAAGCUGGCGCUGGUAUAGUCGCAGAUAGUGAUCCUGACGCUGAGCACCAUGAAUGCCAAAACAAAGCUGCUGGCCUUGCUCGUUCCAUCGACUUGGCUGAGUCUGCAUUCGUUAAUAAGUAAUGCAAACUUUUAUUAACCAUCGGAGUUGUUCGCCAACCUUGAUCAGCUCAAGUUUUCUUAAUGUUAUUUAGAAAUUUGUCUGAAAUACAGUGCCUUACCUGAGAAGAGAGGGUAAAAGAGGAACAGCAAAAUGUAAAAUAUUAGUAACUUUUUAUAACAGUUAUAUGACAAAAGUUAAA